CGCUUUCUCUCUCUGGGCGGGAGGAGGAAGGAGGAGGAGGAGGGAGGAUUACACUCUUGCUCGCCGCGACUCUUUGUUCUUCUUUUCCCACAGUCUGCGCAUGCGCCAUAUGUCUCCUUCAUUGUGCCCUGUCUGAAGCUAAGCUAGCUGUCAGUCCGCUCCUGCAGCAUCACACCAGGGACCCUCCACAAGCUCUGCAGACGCCCUUUGCACACAUUAGCACCGCACGAUGGCCGUCCCUCCUUCAUACUCAGACUUGGGCAAAGCUGCCAAGGAUAUCUUCAGCAAGGGCUAUGGCUUUGGUGUUGUGAAGCUGGACCUCAAGACCAAAUCACAAAGUGGAGUGGAGUUCAACACAUCUGGCUCCAGUAACACAGACACAGGAAAGGCUGCCGGGAGCCUGGAGACCAAAUACAAGAUGAAGGAGCUCGGCCUGAGCUUCAACCAGAAGUGGAACACAGAUAACACGCUGGCGACCGAAGUCACUGUGGAGGAUCAGCUGGCUCAAGGAUUGAAGGUUGCCUUGGAUACGUCUUUUGUACCAAACACAGGUAAGAAGAGCGGCAAGCUGAAGUCGGGCUACAAGCGCGACUACGUCAACCUGGGCUGCGACGUGGACUUCGAGGGUCCCAUCAUCCACGCCACGGCCGUGCUGGGCUACGAGGGCUGGCUGGCCGGCUACCAGAUGGCCUUCGACACGGCCAAGUCCAAACUGGCCCAGAACAACUUCGCUCUGGGAUACCGGGCCGGAGACUUCCAGCUGCACACCAACGUUAACGACGGGACCGAGUUCGGCGGCUCCAUCUACCAGAAGGUGAACGACGAGCUGGAGACAGCGGUCACUCUGGCUUGGACCGCCGGCAGCAACAACACUCGCUUCGGCAUCGCAGCCAAAUACAAGCUGGACAAAGACACCUCUCUGUCUGCCAAAGUGAAUAACGCCAGUCUGAUCGGAGUUGGAUACACCCAGAGCCUCCGGCCAGGUAAGCUUUAG
This is a messenger RNA of Scomber japonicus (chub mackerel), 994 nucleotides long. Its product is annotated as voltage-dependent anion-selective channel protein 2-like. The transcript has 8 exons. Bases 230 to 994 code for a protein of 254 amino acids. The record is from RefSeq and is a predicted model, not a curated record. Gene Ontology annotation, biological process: monoatomic anion transmembrane transport. Gene Ontology annotation, molecular function: voltage-gated monoatomic anion channel activity. Gene Ontology annotation, cellular component: mitochondrial outer membrane. Lineage: Eukaryota; Metazoa; Chordata; Actinopteri; Scombriformes; Scombridae.